Monodelphis domestica (gray short-tailed opossum) is the source of this 2247-nucleotide messenger RNA. RefSeq names its product galactosamine (N-acetyl)-6-sulfatase (gene GALNS). Lineage: Eukaryota; Metazoa; Chordata; Mammalia; Didelphimorphia; Didelphidae. The record is from RefSeq and is a predicted model, not a curated record. Gene Ontology annotation, molecular function: N-acetylgalactosamine-6-sulfatase activity; arylsulfatase activity.
GGGUUACCAUGGCGACGGUUGCCUUGGUGCUUGGCGUGAGCCUGCUAUUCGGUUGGGCCCCAUUGGGGGCUGGGGCAACCUCUCAGCCCCCCAAUAUCGUGUUCCUCCUGAUGGACGAUCUUCUAGCUUCCUGGUGGCCUGGUUAUGUAUACGUUCAUAGUUCAAUAAAAUACAAAGUAAUUUCAAGAGGGAGACAGUAUUGCAAGUGGUGAGGUCUGGAAAGGCCUCAUGUAGGAGGGUGCUUCUGAUCUGGGAGUGAGUGGAUUCCAGAUGCCAAGGACCAUAGUAUGCCAAGAGCCCAUCACCAGUCCAGUUGGACCAAGGAGGAACUGAAAAGAUGGGAUGGGGUGACCUGGGUGUGUUUGGGGAGCCUUCUCGAGAAACCCCCCACCUGGACCAAAUGGCUGCUGAAGGGAUGCUCUUCCCCAAUUUCUACACUGCUAACCCCCUGUGCUCUCCGUCAAGAGCCGCAUUGCUCACAGGCCGUCUCCCCAUCCGCAACGGAUUCUAUACAACCAAUGGGCAUGCUCGAAACGCUUACACACCUCAGGAAAUAGUCGGAGGAAUCCCAGAUUCGGAGUUCCUCCUUCCUGAGCUGCUGAAGAAAGCAGGCUAUGUCAAUAAGAUUGUUGGCAAGUGGCAUCUGGGUCACAGACCCCAGUUUCACCCUUUGAAGCAUGGAUUUGAUGAGUGGUUUGGAUCCCCCAACUGUCAUUUUGGACCUUAUGAUAACAAGGCCAUGCCCAACAUUCCUGUUUAUAGGAAUUGGGAGAUGGUUGGCAGAUUCUAUGAAGAUUUUCCCAUUAAUCACAAGACUGGAGAGGCUAAUCUAACUCAGAUCUACUUAAAGGAAGCAGUGGAUUUUAUUAAGAAGCAACAGGCCCAUCAACAGCCCUUUUUUCUCUACUGGGCCAUUGAUGCCACCCAUGCACCUGUGUAUGCUUCAAAAUCUUUCUUGGGUACCAGUCAAAGAGGGAGAUAUGGAGAUGCUGUUCGAGAAAUUGAUGAUAGCAUUGGGAAAAUCCUAAAGCUGCUUCAGGACCUGGGUAUCAAAGAGAACACAUUUGUGUUUUUCACAUCUGAUAAUGGUGCUGCCCUUAUUUCAGCUCCUAAGGAAGGUGGCAGUAACGGGCCCUUCCUGUGUGGGAAACAAACCACCUUUGAAGGAGGGCUAAGGGAGCCAGCAAUUGCCUGGUGGCCUGGACAUAUACCUGCUGGACAAGUGAGUCACCAGCUGGGGAAUGUGAUGGAUCUCUUCACCACCGGCCUGUCCCUAGCGGGCCUGAAGCCUCCCAGCGACCGAGAGAUUGAUGGCAUUGACCUUCUCCCAGCCAUUGUGCAGGGCAAGGUGAUUGACAGGCCGAUCUUCUACUACCGAGGUAACGAGAUGAUGGCAGUCCGAGUGGGACAAUACAAGGCUCAUUACUGGACUUGGAGUAACUCUUGGGAGGAGUUCAGUCAGGGCAUUGAUUUCUGCCCUGGGCAAAAUGUCUCUGGCGUGACAACCCAUAGCCAAGAAGAACAUACAAAUUUGCCCCUGCUUUUCCACCUGGGAAGAGACCCAGGAGAGAGAUUCCCAAUCAGGGUUUCCAGCCUGGAGUACAAGGAUGCUCUCCUUAGAAUAUUCCCAAUUGUAGAAGAACACAAGAGGACCUUGAUACCAGGAGAGCCCCAGCUCAAUGUGUGCAACCCAGCUGUUAUGAACUGGGCUCCCCCUGGUUGUGAGAAGUUGAGAAGGUGCUUGACCCCACCAGAGUCCAAACCGAAGAAGUGCUUUUGGCUCCACUAGCUGCCUUUCCUCUGUGGGGAUCCCAGAAGCCUGCUCAGCAGAUGUGGGGAGUACAUCUGCCCUGAUGGGACUCGUCAUAAAAGAAGGAACAUAAAAUGUGAGGAGACAAGUUGUCACAUCCCUCAGUUCCAGCAGGAUUUUCGUCAGCUCCCUGGUGAGAGACUAGAACAUAUGCCCGUCUUUUCAAGCUGUUGCCCAGCGUUAAAAUUCCUCUGUAACAUUUCUUUGGUGAGGGAAGGAGAGUGACCUGAUGGAAUGACCACCCAAGAGAGAGAAACAUAGAGCUGUCCUCUUGUACUAUUAAAAUCAUGUUUUCCAAAGGCCUGCAUCUGAAAACAGGAGAGCACAUUUGAACUCGUCCUCAAACCUAUUGCCAAGGGAGAUUACUCCCCAUAUCAGCCACAGUGUUGUCGGUGAUUGACAAUCGAUAAGGAGAAAAAAUAAAUUCCUUGUAUUUA